Molecule: messenger RNA, 1482 nt
Organism: Dovyalis caffra
Lineage: Eukaryota; Viridiplantae; Streptophyta; Magnoliopsida; Malpighiales; Salicaceae
Source: the annotation of a GenBank genome assembly
AUGUUGAGUCUGAUAAGCAGGAAGCUGCGGCAGCUCUGUGCAAGUAUACGGGGGCUGAUAUGGAGGCGUCCAAGGCCAAAAGUCAUAAUCAAAAGGUUUGGAAAAAUAAGCUCUAAGGAUCGAUGUAAGUGGCGUCCAGGCUUUCAUAAAUCUUCAAUUCAUCUGAAUGGCAAGCAUGGCAAUUCUAGUUCUAAAAGACCGAUUCGAAUUGCUACAUUCAAUGUUGCCAUGUUCUCUCUUGCACCUGCAGUUCCCAAGGCCGAGGAAUCAAUUAUGUUCAGCCAAGAACAUGAAGGUUAUAUUACAUACAAGAGUCAGGUGGAAUUGGAUACUCAAGUAAACUCUGUGAGCUAUUAUCCCAAGAGCAUACUCAAACAAUCUCCCUUGCAUGAUAGCCUGAAAAAUUCAGAGCAAGUCUCCACACAAAAGAAGGUAUCGAGAUCAAAACUGAAGGUUUCAAUUAAUCUUCCUGAUAAUGAGAUUUCGUUAGCAAAUAGUAAAUUUCUUGGCUUUGUGGAGGAUGAAAGGGAGGGGUCAUCGAACAUUAUUGCUAGCAGAAACUAUAGAAGCAAUGCUGUGAUGAGAUCUCCUGUCUGCUUGCCGGCCAAUAUGACUCAGUUCAGAAGUGAAGAAGGCUGGAAAAGCAGCAGAAGCAUUAUGGAAGUCUUAAAAGAAGUGGAUGCUGAUAUCUUGGCCCUGCAAGAUGUCAAGGCAGAUGAAGAGAAAGGCAUGAGUCCUCUUUCAGAUUUGGCUGCUUCCUUGGGGAUGAAAUAUGUGUUUGCAGAGAGCUGGGCACCAGGAUAUGGAAAUGCCAUUUUGUCGAAGUGGCCAAUCAAAAGGUGGAAAGUUCAGAAGAUCGCCAAUGAUGAAGAUUUCAGGAAUGUACUGAAGGCUACAAUAUAUGUGCCAUGGGCAGGAGAAGUAGACUUUUACUGCACCCAAUUAGACCAUUUGGAUGAAAACUGGAGAAUGAAACAGAUAGGCGCAAUAAUACAAUCAAAUGACAUGACUCCUCACAUAUUGGCAGGAGGUAUCAAUUCUCUUGAUGGAUCAGAUUACUCGUCAGAUAGAUGGAUGGACAUUGUGAAGUACUACGAGGACAUAGGAAAGCCAACACCAAGGAUCGAAGUGACUAAGUUUCUGAAGGGAAAAGGAUAUGUAGAUGCAAAGGACUAUGCAGGUGAAUGCGAGCCAGUAGUCAUCAUUGCAAAAGGCCAAAAUGUGCAAGGAACAUGCAAGUAUGGCACAAGAGUGGAUUACGUUUUGGCAUCACCAAACUCGCCCUACAAGUUUGUUCCAGGAUCAUAUUCAGUGAUCUCAUCCAAAGGCACCUCUGAUCAUCACAUAGUUAAAGCCGACAUCAUAAAAGUAGGCGAGGGUUAUCAAGAGACUCCAAUUAGAGGAGGCCAGCAAGAAAAGCAGAGAGUUGUAAGAAUAACAAAUCCUUGGUCUUCUAGAGGUAUAUGGAAGUUGAAAACUUGA